GCAGCGGCACUCGCGAGCGUUGUUUCGCACACUGGUAGCGCGGUACCGAAUCGCUUGGCGAGGGGCAGGAAGGGGCGAUAAAACGCUCUUUCUCGCUCUUUCUCUCUCCACCUCUCGCGGCACGGAGGACACAGAGGGAGAGAGAGACACCCACGUAAACUACGGACACUGCGCGCACAGGUACCGCGAGUAGGGGGAGGCCCGCGGGGUGUGUGUGCGUGCGUGUGUGUGUAUGUGCCGUGCGUGCGCGUGUAUUGUGCGCGCGUGUGUGUGUACGUUACGUGUACGCGUGCGCGCGCGACGAGUUCCCUUUUCAGUGCCUCGCGCGGAGCCGCCGCGACCUCGUCGUCGAAUCGCCACGUUCGCCGAAGGCCGAAGAGCAUAGUUAAUCGUCGGGUGGAGUGAUACGAGGAGAGGAGGAGAGUCCGCCGCCCGUUUCCGUGCCCACUCAGCGUCCCGUAUCAAUCAGAGCACUCUUCCCUUUUUCCUUCAUUUUAUCUUUUUUUUCCACCCUCGUUUUUUUUUAUAUAUAUACUUUUGUACGUACGCGAGAACCAACCUCGGCGCAACGCGCCGUGUCGAAUUACUACUCCGAGUGGGGAAAAAGUACUUGGCCGCGCCGUCCGCGAUUGACCUGUCCGCACCCCCUCGUCCUCUCGGCGCGAGUGAGUUUUGCGAGAGAGAAGUGUGAGAGAGAGAGAGGGAGAGAGAGAGAGAGGAGGCAGAGAGUUCCGUUUUCUCACGCGGAACUCUCGCGCUGUGUGGAUAAGUCGCGACAGGUGCGAGGAGGAAUUUAAAGGGAGCGACUACGGGACGUCGUCGUCGGGAUAGCGGAGAGACGUGCGACGUGUGCACCGUGGAGAAACACCACAUCCCCGGACAUUCACAACUUAUGUCUCGCAAGACGGUAGUCCGCGCGCGCUGAAAAAAUCGGCCGUCGGAUCGCGGAGCGUCGGCGGCGUCCGGCAGUUCCGUUAGCCAGGCAUAUACCACCACCCGGAACAAUCCCCCGCCCGUGGCAAGACGGCCGAUCGUGCGGACGUCCUCGGUGCUACCCCGGCGCGGCCGCUACGUGCGACGACAACAGCCCAAAGAUUCUCCCACCGAAGGCCAAGAUGCAUAUCGAGGUGCAGGUGGCGCUUAACUUCGUGAUAUCGUAUCUCUACAAUAAACUGCCGCGCAGACGAGUCAACAUCUUCGGCGAGGAGCUCGAGAAGGCGCUCAAGGACAAGUUCAAGGGCCACUGGUAUCCGGAGAAGCCGUUCAAGGGCUCGGCGUUCAGGUGCCUCAAGACCGGCGACCCAGUCGAUCCGGUGCUGGAGCGCGCCGCGAAGGAGAGCGGCGUGCCGAUCCAGGACAUCCUGGAGAAUCUGCCGGCCGAGCUCGCCGUCUGGGUCGACCCCGGUGAGGUGAGCUACCGCAUCGGCGAGCUGAACGCCGUGAAGAUCCUCUACUCGGAGACCGGCGACCCGCACGACGAGACCUCGGCCGAUCGCGAGGUCACCAAGACCUUCAACCCGGAGGCGCAGUGCUUCAAGCCGAUCGAGGCCGUGAGCACGUCCUUGAGCGGUCUCAGCCUCAGCCCGAAGUCAACCUCGCCGUUCUCGAGCUCCCUCGGCAGCAACGCCAGCAACGGCUCGUCCAACAACCAGCAGAACGGCCACGGAUCCGGUUCCUCGUCCGCGCCCUCACCCACGCCCAUCACCAGCUCCUUCAAGGGCUCGCCCAGCCCCGUACCGGCCUUCAUCCCGCGUACCACCGCCCCGCUCACCUUUACCACCGCCACCUUCGCCCAGACCAAGUUCGGCAGCACCAAGCUCAAGACUAGCAGCAAACGCGCCAACAGGAUGUCACCCACCGAGUUCUCGAACUAUAUAAAGCAGCGCGCAGCGAUGCAGCAGCAGAUUCACCAUCACCACCAUCAUCAGCAGCAACAGCAGCACCAGUCGCAGCAGCAGCAGCAGCAGCAGCAGCAACAGCAGCAGCAGCAGCAGCAGCAGCAACAGGCGACCGCGGCCGGCGCGGGAUUGCCGGUCUCGCAGAGCUCGCCGCGCAGUCGUAGCCUAUCACCCGGCAGCAUAGUCACCGGUGCUGGACAGCAACACGCGGACCCGAGCGCGUACUUCUUCCAACACGGCCCGGCCGCGGCCGCGGCGGCGUACCACGCGCAGUUCCCCCAUCGCAACAUUUUCGAUUCGUCGGCGAGCCACGGCGGCUACCUGCCGGCCGAUCUCUAUGCCGGCACCAAGUUCCCAUCAUCGUACCUCGACCCGACCACCCUGGCCGGCCAUCAGUUCUACGGCGGCGGCAUGAACGGCACCGGCGCCGGUACCGGCGGCGCCGUCAACGGCACCACCGGCGCCGGGGCCGGUACCCAGGGUGCCGGUAGCGCCGGCGCCGGUAACCUCGGGCCAAUCGGCUCCGCGACGACCAACGGCAACGUCAACGCCGGCGCGGCCGCCGCGGCGCAGCAGCAGGACAAGAGCGCCCUGGUCGAGGGCCUCAACAACUUCGGCCUCGGCUCGGUCGCGCCCUAUCCGGCCAGCCAAUAUCAGCACCUGCUCGUGGCCAACUAAUACCUCGCGCGUGCACAUCAAGUCGUAAACAAAACCGCCACCGCGUCCCGUGGCGGCGGCGGUGACAGCGUUCUCGUUCUCGGUGCCGCUGGCCCGGCGGCGUACAAGAAGGAGAGAAGGCCGUCGCCUCCGAGGCUCCGUCGUCGAGACGGAGUUGUCCAGAGUCCGGCUUCCUGAAGACGAACGUCCAUCAGUCGAGUCGGUCCCACUCUAUCUCUCCUCCCUUCAUCAGCCGGUUACGGUUCGCGUAAUCUACUUGUCCUCUCCCGCGAUUCCCAUCCAGACGCUUCUCAGAACGCUCUUUCGUUCGAUCUUUCCUAACUCAAGGAAUCCAAGAUACUAUGUACAUAUUAUACAUUAUCGAUAGCUACCGAUGAAUGGGGGUGAGAUAGAGAGCAAGCAAAGAAAGAGAGAUGACCGCCGAACGAUCGGCACCGAUAACGAAAGCGAGAUGAGAAAAAAAAGGCGCGAUAGAACGGAGAGAAAGAGAGAUUAGCGUGUGCGUGUGGAGACGAUGCCUGGUUCUGAGGUACGCCUGGUUGCGAGAUAGCGUGUGCGUGCAGAAAUGUUUUAGGCGUGGAGAAGAGAAGAGGAGACGGAAGGAAGCGGCUAACGGCUAACGAGAGCGUGUAUGUGUUAAAACCCGAUAAGGACUCGAUUGGCGAUGGCGCGAGACGCUCGUUCGAGACGGAAGCCAUCGUGUGGCUACUUGUGACACACAUAUACCCACAAAAUAUAUACACACACACACACACACAAAUAUACACGCGCAAAGGUAUACCGCAUGCAUGUAGCGCAUUCGAACGACGCGUCGAGCGCGCAUCUGGGACGGUAGACACACUCGACACAUUAGUAGGGAUAUAUAAGCACACAACACACAGAUAUACAUAUUAUACCGAUCUUCCCUUAUAUACAUCCCAUACAUACGAACUCACACGUAGAUCAACCACAUACACAUGUACACACACAUCACAUGCGAGCAUCAUCCAUGCACGAGACAUACACGUACGAUAUUAACGAAACAAAAAAAAGAAAAAGAGGAAAACCACAUAUACGCGACACUGAUACCCACACAGAUAUUACCAACGUGUAAUAAUUUAUUUUUUCACUGGUAUAUAGUCGGAGAAUUGAAUAAUGAAUAUAUAUCUGUAGAGCCUAUGUAUUAUAUUCAAGAUGCACUCACUCUUCACCGGGUUCUCGCGAAACGGUAGGAACUACACACUUGUCCCCCAGCUCGUGUCGCGAGCGAGCCGUCGGUGUUUGGGAGAUCCGUGGCCACGAUAAAAGAUCGAUAAAGGUAAGGUGUCUUCCAAGUCUUUUUCUUCUCCCCGUCGAUCGAGCGCCGAUACGAGGCGACGCGCGGCGCCGCGUGUCGCUUCGUUUCGCGCGAGAUUCGCGGUCGGAUAUGCGAUCCCGAACGAACGCGGAAAGCUAUUCAGGCACUAAAUACGUAAAGCUCUUUAAAACGAGCUGAAGAUCGGAUCGCGGAUAGCUUUCCCCGCGCGGAGGACCUUUACAAGAGAAAACAAAAAAACUAAAAAAGAAUCUACGGAAGACGGCCCGUUCACUCGCACGAGACGAGUAAAUAAAACGAGAAGGAACAACGCGAUCAAGGAACGAAGGAUCGAUCCUUCCGCGAGUAUAGUGAUAAUGUAGAGAAAGAGAGAAACGAGCUCGCAGUUUUAUACCGUUCGGAAAACUCGUCCUCGGUACGAUUUUACAUUUUAUUUUUAUAAUAAAUGCAGUAGAAUGUAGGAGAAAUCGAGAGCGCGAGAGAGAGAGAGAAAGAAAGAGAGAAAGAGAGUGCAGCGAGUGAUGUGCAAGGAGAGGAGGAGAAGUAGAAGGCGAGAUAGAAAAAGAGCCAGCCGGUGUGUUCGCGAGGGACGUAAGUGGCCUCGUUGCACAGGCCCCUCGAUAUUUGCUCGGCUGCGCCUGCGAGCUGGUCCCCGCCCGCCCGUCCGCCGCAGAAAAACCAUCGGGAAUCGAUUUCCUUUCGAGAUAUUGCCUUUCGAUUUGACAUCCGGAGUCGAUGACCCUCCGAGCUGUCGGGGGGGAGGAAACCUCCUCGAAUCGUUAAACCUCGGCAAUACGCUCCUCGCCGCUACGCGUUUAAACUUUGAACCCGGAAAUUCUUUCUAAUUAUUUUCCGAUCGCCGCCGCGCACCGCGAAGGCUCUGCGAAUCGUUCGUAAAUAAGAACAAGUCUACGAGCAGCUGAUAAGAUCUUCGUCGAUUAAUUGAGAUAAAUUACCGUGAAUGUGAAAACAUUAAUUAGUGGUUUAACGAUUGAUUUGUAGCGUAAUCGAUCCCUUUCGAUAGUAUAUCUUUUCUCAAUCGAGCAGAGCUUUACGAUGUUGAGAAAAAGAGUCAAGUACAAAGAUAACGAGAGUCAAUCACAGAAGUGGGGAUGAAUGGCGGGCGGGAUAUAUUGUUAGUUUCGAGGGAGCAACGUCGUCGCUUAGCGUUCACGAGGUUAAUUAGGUGAUUACGUAAAAUUAAAAGGCCGCGCGUUAUUGUCCUUGUCGGCGAGGCGACGGGCUCGUCCGGUUUCAAAAAAAAAUAUCGAUCUUUACUUUCAAUGUAUUAUGAUUAAGACAAGCACUAAAUUUUCAUGCAGCUAUUUUAUCUCCCCCGGAGUUUAACGAACCUACUUUAAUGAUUUUCUAAAGAGGCUUGGCUUUCGCGAUUUAACUUUGGCCGGCACGACCUGAACUGCAGGGUGUUCAUCGUAAAACGCUACCGUAGCUUCGCUUCGUAAUGCUACGUCACUUUUUAGUGUAAAGUAAAUAUUUAGAUAACGCUUUACAACGAAAAUUCCACUUUCGUCAGUCAGAAACCGUCUUCCUUUCUCAAAAAUAGCCUACAAAAGGAGAGAAUUACAGGUCGCGUUUUAAAAUAAGCACGCUCCAUGUGUUCCGUGUCGUAGCUUCAAAAUCGUUCCGAUCCAUCUCUAAGUACAAACUGCGCGCGAUUGUUCCGAUCUUAUGUACUUUGAAUUAAUUCGAUAAUAUGCCUCGUAAUUUUUAAAAUAAUGAUUACGCCAAUCCUCGAGACGAAAAUAGUAACGUUCUCGUACGAAAUUUGAUAAUUACGUGAAAAUUUCACGUAAAUUAUUAUUUCGCGAUAAAUCUCCCGUCGUUUGCGUCUUCUAGCCAUAGAAACGUGUAACUUGAUUCGCGAAUCAAUCGUGGCGGCCGAGCCUCGCCGACGAGUAUCCCGCGACUAUCACACGUGACAGUGACGGCGGCGGAGGUGCCGCGAGCCGCGGGCCGCGGGCACUAGGUGCUAAAAGUAUUCAAAAGUGUUAAUCCUGUAGCCGUGGGACAAAGUGCAAGGAUAUACGGGCCCGAGGACAAUCCGGAGACCACAGACGCCGACUCUCGAUCCGUCUCUCACCGAUCAGCCGCGUCCGCGCGCGUCCUGUCCUUAGACACUAAUUUCUACGACGUUCUCGUAGCCGUAACGUGUAAAUGUUCUAGCGCGUAAUUUCUAGGUAUGUAUGUAUGUUUAGUCGUUCUUUCUUACGGACUUUUGUAUAAGCCUUUUUGUAAAUUUAUCCUCGCGCUCGGCCGCGGCCGUCGAAACGAGAUCGAUGCCGGACGACCUUCCCUUAACCGGAAACGCAUUCGAAACGAAGGAUUCGGGGCGAGUUCGUGAUUUGUAAGAAUCUUAAAUCUUUAAAUCUUCGGGGAUCGUACCUAAAUAAUGGACUUGCAUCUCACUUACCGCGCCGAAACUUUCGAUCUCGUCGGUCGCGAAUCUCGGGAAGCUGAAGAAUCGUUUUUUACACGAUACCUCGGUCCAAAGCGAAAGCUGUAGUUGGAAAUUUAGUCAAGUUGCGUCGGCACGAACACUCGGGGUUUGGUCGGCGGGAUUGGUGGUCUCCGGAUACGGGUCGGGGGGUGCGAAACAAGUUUUAAAUCGUGGAAACUAACUACUAAAGUAGACGUUGGAAAGACGCUGAAGAACAGAACCCUUUAGUAAUAUCUAAACUUAAUUGUAACUAUUAUAACGAUACGUACGACUGUGGUAGCUAUGCUAGUACCUGCUAUUGUUAAAGAGAAAGUGAUGCGAAUAAGGUAGGGACGACCGAAGGACCGGAGGGGAUGCCGCUGGAAAAAUCGAACUACAGCAUAGUGCCUCAGUGCGUGUCGACAUUCGCUCACGUGAUUUGACUUCUACAUAUGAUUUUUCUGCAUCACAUGUGGCCGCAAGUAAUAUUUUAUGUUUCACUCGAUCGAUUUCGAUCAUUUUAUCAAUUAAAUACAUUCACUUUGAUUACUAAAGUUACAAAAAAUAUUUGAAAAUAUUAUGAAUUUACGAAUAAUUAGUGACUGAAAGGAGGUCAACAUGUUUUUUUUUUUAAAUUUGUAAUAUUAAUUUUACAAAUGGACUUGUAAAGUUACUUGUAACUUAUUUUCCUUUCAAUGAUACGCACUCGAGUCAUUGUGCAUCGAGACAAGUUUCGCACCGCGUUCUGUCAAUGAGCCUCGCAAAACUAGAUCCAAAGUCUAUCUUACGAGUCUUGUUUUUUUCGCGUCGAUGUGCAGGCGCUCCUCGUUUCCGUCGCCCCGCGCGAGAUCCUACGUCGCGAUCGCGUCUUGUCAGAAGAACACACAAAUGACGUUGUUUAUUCUUGUAAUUUUUCUAAAUCGUUCGCGCACGAUCGGCUUCACAAGCGGCGCGGAUUUUUCACCUUGUGGCGGCGAAAAUCAGAUCGGAAAUCCAUCGGUUGUGUUUUUCGCAUCGCGAUCCGGAAUAAAAAUAACGUCUCGCACGCGAGGGGAAAUCCCGGACGGGCAUACGAGAAAGGGAAAGAGAGAGAACUCUUUCUCCGUGAGAUCGCGAAAGUUUCGACAGCCCGCGGUCGCACAUCGCUGACAGCUGAGGCAGCUGGACGUAGGACAGCGACGACGAUGGUUGAAGCCGAGGAGGCGAUGAAAGGAAGUCGCCGGGCGGAAACUUUCGAAAUCAUUGCGACCGCGGAAAACUUCGCAGACUUUAAACGGGUUUCGUCCGGACUUUCGAAUGGCACUCGAAUGCGAAUAACGCGACCGACCGGGUCGGCCGGGCGGCGCGGCGUUUAUAAAAGUCGACGACUUACGGUCGGGUACGCGGUCCGAAAGUUUCGCGCUCCGACGAAUUCCAGGGGGCGACGGAAACGGAGGUGGCGGAAGGAGAAGACGGAGCGCAAAAUGCGAAACGAUGAGGGUAGAGCGAGGGAACGAAAGAGAGAGACGGAGAGCGGAAAAGAAUGGCAACUCAAUGCAAUAAGUCGCGAAUCAAAUGGAUCUCGGCUUGAGACGAGAGGCUCAGAUUAGCGAAGAAUCAAACACGAUGUAUACUCUUCAAAACAAACAAACAAAAGUGAAACUAAAGAGACGAGAGAAUAAAGGGGGAAUACUAAACUAAGAGGCGCGCGCGCGUGCGCGCGCGUAUAGUGCGCAGCGGGGCGCGAAUAGGGCGGCGCGAAUCAACGUGAAAGAGUAAGGGAGAGAAAGGGAGGGAGAGAAAGAGAAGUUAAGUGAAUCUAAUUAAUACUGAUAGAGCAUACACAUUGAGAUACACAAAAAAAACAUAUAGUAUUAUACGUUUUACGAUACGAUUGUAAUGAACACUUUGUAUAAGCAAAGAAAAAAAAGUUACGCAUAGUUUUCCAUACCCCCUCCCCCCCGUAAUGAAUGUAAUUCGUUGAAAGGGAAAGUUCAGACAGCAAAUACACACUUAAGUACACACGGUCCAUAAAGUUACACACAGACGGACGGUCAAAAGGAGUUACACACGUACAAACGCGCGCAUACACACACAUACACAUACACACACACGUUCGAAGUGUCAUUCGGGUACACAUAAGAAUUAAUAAGACAAAAAAAAAAAGAAGUCAGUAAUCUGUCUUUAAAGUAUCAUGUGUCUAUAAACUAUAGCGAUUGAUAUUGUCUCUUAAAUAAAUGGCAAAAAAAAAAUACAAAUAACCGUGGUAACGUCGUGUAAGGUAGCGAUAAACAAACACUCUGCAAUAUAAUGACAUAAUAUAUAUUCUUACAUUUAUAACGACGGAACAUACGAGGGAUAUAUGUGACGAGAGCAGACUGUGCGGGAAGCCCGAAAGAUCGUGUAAAAUGCGCGUCGAGAGGAGUAUCGGAGGACGCCAUCGCGCGCUGCGUUGAAUCGGUCUCCUUCCCUCGGAAUCAUCCUGAAUGAGAGAGAGAGAGGAAAAAAAUAAUGGCGUGUUUCGAUACUGCUGGAACGCGCAUGGAGAUAUCACACGGAGACACACACAUACAUACACACGCACACACUCACACACAAAGUACACAAAGAGAGAUCCAAAAAAAAGCAACUAUCGAUUAUUCUACCAAGUAAAAUGAAUUAACAAGAGGAUGAUAAUUAGAUUUGUAAUUAAUUACAUAUAUAUUUUUCAAUACUUUAACUACUUGCUGAAUGUAAACUAUAUACAUAUAAUUAUAUAUAUUAUAUACAUAUAUUAUAUAUAUAUUAUAUACAUACACAUCUCUAAUUGCGCGCGAUGCCGCGCGCGAAAGGGUGAAGAAGGGACGCGGCGAUGAAAGCAGCCUCGCGGAGAAUCUCCGAGAGAACGCUGAGGGAGAAAAUUAAAAGGGUGAAAUCCGAGGAGGAUCGCCCGAGAAAUGCCCGGACGAUGGAGGCUGAAAUAAUGGCCCUCCGAUUUUUUUUUUUUUUCGGUGUCUUCCGGAAGACUUUCGGCGGCGUCUCUCAUCGGCGUGAUCGCUCGCUUCCGGCUCGGCCGCGGCUUGCAAGGAGAUCGAAAGGAAGAGCAGCGAAAACGUAAACAUCCGGAGGGGGUGAAGGGGAAAGGAGGUAAAAAAAACCGCGAGGGAGAUUGCCUUUCGUCGCGUCGCGAAUCACGCCGAGCGGAAACGAGCGAUGGAUAUCCCUUCUUCGGCCGCUCCCUUCGGGGAGACGGAAGAGUUUCUGCGAGAUCUUUUUGUACCCCACCCAAGUUACACUCUCGGUGUCGAAAAAAAAUUACGUUACACUACGUGUAAGUGCAUCCUAAAUGUAACUGUUAAUUGCCCCUACUCCAAAGCCCCCCCCAACCCACGCCAUUUGUAGAGAGAAGAAAAAUCGUGAGUGUGGGGGAGAGAAAGAGAGAGAAAGAGAGAGAGAUGCGUGUAAGGUAGAGCGAUUGGCUGUGCGAAUUAACUAUAUUGUAGUGCGUGCAUGUGUAUGUGGGAGUGUGAAGACACGUUCGUUCGCCUUAGUUAAUUUUUUCCUGGGUGCAAAAUGGAAAAAAAAUUAUCCUUUCGAAUGAUUUUUGCACGCCUACGAUUGUUAUGUAGAUCGUACACUUAUGAUUAUUACUAUUACGAUUAUGAUUAUUAUCUCCACCCCUUAGACGAAAAAAAAGAGAGACAGACACACUGCGCGCCUAUAUAUAUAUCUGUAUAUAGGUCUUUUUUCACCUCAGCUUGUUUUAUUUCUUUUUUCUUUGUCCGUUUAUUUUUCUUUCUCUUUUUUUUACAUAGUACAUAUAUAUAUACAUGUGUUAGAGAUGUAUUUUCUGUUGGCUCGUUAGAUUUUGUUCCUUUAUUUUUGUACGAAGACGCAACAUCGGCGACGAUGCCGUCGUUGAUUUUACCUAUAUAUGUAAUAUAUACAUAUAUACAUAUAUACAUAUAUAUAUAUAUAUAUACAUACACAUAUAAAUAUUAUAAUUGUAGCUCGCUUAUAAGAUUAUCGUUCAACCCUUCUUUUGAUAUAGUUUGUUAUUGUUGUUUUUGUAUGAUAUUUGAUUAUAUAUACCGGCGCACGCGUGUCGCGCGUCAGAAAUAAUAUAUAUAAAUAUAUACUACCAUAUUAUAUAUAUAAUAUAUAUUUUUGUUAAUAAUACAGUGGUUUGAUAACUACAUUAGCCUGUUAAUAAUGAAUUUGUUUCUCUGUUUCUUACGGCCCGUGAAUAUACAUAGAUAGACACACGUGCAUAUACAUAGAUAUAUAUAUUAUACAUAUAUACAUACCUAUAUAUAUAUAAAUAUCGAUUAUAUAUAUAUAUAUACAUAUACCGCUACAUUAUAUUUUGUUUAACAGUGUGACGAAGCGACAAUGAAGCGUUUCUUGAAAUUUGUCGAGCGACUUUACAAGGGGCUCCGACACGAAAUAUUGAAUAUCGAAACUCGCGUGUAAUAUAACUUAUAAUAUCAUUUUGUAAAUUAUUUUUUGUAUUUUUAUAUAUAUACAUAUAUAAAUAACGAAAGCAUACAAAAGAGAGUCGCGGAACAGUGUUAUGCGCACGACGAGAAAUCAAGAGAGUUUGAGAGCGAGAGAGAAAGAGAGAGCGAGAGACACCGAGCGAGAGAGAGGGAGAGAAAGGAAAUGAGAGAAUGCGACGGAGACGAGAGAACGUUCAUGAUGAAAGGAAGAGAAAAGGAACAAAAAAAAAAAAAGAACCGCGUGACGCAUUAAUUUAUAACACUGACGAUACUUAAUCAGUCGCUGACAGUCCUUUCGUUGAUCGAGAGCGGCGCCAAGAAGAUUAUUAUCCGAACGACUACGAGAAAUCGCAUACGGCGCGUAUGCGACGUUUGUAAAAAAAAAAGAAGAAACCGACACGAAUACACAUAUGUGCAUACACACAGACACACGGCGCAAAGUUUUAAUUUAAUACGACACGCCAGUCCCGAAGAUUGCGAUUUGUUCCCGAAGAAUUAUUUGUACCUCUCUGUAUGUAUUUUGCAGCUUGUCAGUGCUUUUUGUUCAUUAUUACAUUACCUUAUAAAUAAUUAAUUCAACCGUCUUUUUGUA
This is a messenger RNA of Wasmannia auropunctata (little fire ant), 11356 nucleotides long. Its product is annotated as protein Tob1-like. Gene Ontology annotation, molecular function: transcription corepressor activity. Gene Ontology annotation, cellular component: cytoplasm; nucleus. The transcript is spliced from 3 exons. NCBI's taxonomy places the organism in Eukaryota, Metazoa, Arthropoda, Insecta, Hymenoptera, Formicidae. Gene Ontology annotation, biological process: regulation of gene expression. The record is from RefSeq and is a predicted model, not a curated record. Bases 1116 to 2576 code for a protein of 486 amino acids.